AUCCGUCAUUUAGUCAUUUCGUCAUUUACGUUACUUAAUUUUUAGAAGAGACUGUAGAAAUACAGGGUGUCCCAAAAAUGUUGUAACACCUUGAAAGGGGUGGUUCGGGAGGUGAUUUGAAACAACUUUUUCCUUAACAAAAAUGUUGUCCGAGGCUUCGUUGAGGAGAUAUUAACGGAAAACACUGACCAUUCACAGCGCGCGUAUACCGUUGGAGCGGGUGUGGUAGCGAAGGCUACGAGCUAAGGGGUCGCGUCCAAUCUCCUUUGAUGUACGUCGCGUCGAGUCGCUUGUCGCGUACAAGCGCAACCGCUUAGUACAUAGCCUUCGCUACCGCGGCCGCUCCAACGGUAUCCGCGCGCUCUGAUUGGUCAGUGUUUUCAAUAAGGCAUUUUCGCUAAGAAAAAAGUUCCUGACAUAACACUUCUUUCAAGGUGUUACAACAUUUUUGGGACACCUUGUAUUUACUAGUUGCUAAAGAAUAGCAACGACCAAUCAGAAUCAAACAAUGUUAUUUCGUGAGUCUUAUUGGAGAGUCUCUAAAUCCACUAAACGUGAAGCGACUCUAGUUUUCAGUGAACUACUCAGCCUCUGGUGGUAUUGCGCAGUACUGCACCUCACUGCACCUCACUGCACCUCACGCGAGGAGCGGUCGUGAUUGUUUUUUUUUUUUUAGUAUAUGGUGUCGUAAAAGCGAUGUUUCUUAUAGAUACACGGUGUUUUGUUCCAUAGGCAAGAUUUAAGAAUGAUUAAGUUGGUUCGACCGCGCCUGGUAACGUUCGAUGUCACUGGUACGUUGCUCAUGACAAAACUGGAAGAGCAUUACGUCGCAAUCGGAACGCAGCAUGGGCUGUCAGUCGAUCCUCGCAAAGUGGCGCGAAGCUUUAAACAUAGCUUUCGUAGGCUUAGCAAAGAGCAUCCUGUGUAUGGGAAACACACAGGCAUCGGAUGGGAAAAUUGGUGGCGGCAGAUUGUUCACAAUGUUUUCAAAGAUCAACAUAGUUAUCUUCCGGAAGCUACUUUGGAUAAGGUUGCUAACAGUUUGAUAAAGUGCUAUGGCACGAAUAUGUGCUGGCACAAGUAUCCUGGCACGAUCGAGUUACUGGAAUAUCUGCAGAAAAAGGGAGUGAUCUUAGGGGUGAUAUCGAAUUUCGAUGAGAGAUUGGAAGCGAUACUUUUGGACACCAACAUACGAUUUUACUUUUCAUUCGUUUUAACGUCCUACGAUUUCGGUGUAGAGAAACCUGACACUUCGAUAUUCGAAGAAGCCCUCAGGUUAACAAAGGAACGGCACAGUAUCGAUAUCAGUCCCCAGGAGGCGAUACAUAUAGGCGACUCCAUCAGGUACGAUUAUAUUGGGGCGAAAGCCGCCAAUUGGAAUGGCAUUCUCAUUAAUCGCGAUGGCGACGCCAUAGAUGACCAAAACGUUUCUAAGAACGACGUUUUCGUAAAUCUUCAAGAUUUACGUGCACAUUUCUCAUCGUUUCUCGACAGGGAAACGAAAAGUAUCUAAUUUGUUAAUAUAAUUCUACGAAUUACAAUUUCUCGCAGUUUUAACGAAAAGAUGUAUUUUUCUCCAAAACGGAUAUGACGUAGAUCGACGAUUUAUUGGGUUGUCCGGAAAGUCCAUGUCGAUUUUUGGUAGAUGGUACAGGUCUGAAUAUAUCGAAGUGGUUGAAAACAAAUAACAUGCAUACAUCCCUUAAAAGGUGGAAGGGUUGUGGAACAAAAUGGCACCUAUGUAAUUCAAUAAAUAUAUAUUACAAUUCAAACGUGUUUUUGAAUGUUUCUUAGAAAUUGGCACGAACUUUCUGGACAACCUAAGAAUUGU
Hylaeus anthracinus is the source of this 1831-nucleotide messenger RNA. Its product is annotated as rhythmically expressed gene 2 protein-like. The record is from RefSeq and is a predicted model, not a curated record. NCBI's taxonomy places the organism in Eukaryota, Metazoa, Arthropoda, Insecta, Hymenoptera, Colletidae. The transcript has 2 exons. The coding region runs from base 746 to 1513 and encodes 255 amino acids.